Molecule: messenger RNA, 1063 nt
Organism: Schistocerca cancellata (South American locust)
Lineage: Eukaryota; Metazoa; Arthropoda; Insecta; Orthoptera; Acrididae
Exons: 3
Coding region: 38-1063 (341 amino acids)
Source: RefSeq, a predicted model, not a curated record
CCUAGACACCGUAAUUUCCAAGCACUUUCAUCUGUUAAUGUCUCAGUCUCAUUUAGUUAGCCAGAUGCGAUUUCGCCUUACUAAUUCACCCUUACAUUACAGGUGUCAAGAGUGGAUUCUGCGCAGUGGAAACUUUUCAUUGUUUGACUUGCAGCAGAGUCAGCUGCGUAAUAAAUUCCUUUGUGCUCUUCACUUCACUGACAAUUCUUUUAUGAAUGAGUUGAAAACAAAACUAGUAUUUAACUCUGUGCCAAAUCCAGAACCUCUGGAAGAGCCUGCAGACGUAGAAAACGAAGACAACAGUAGACAACACAGCGAUUACGAAAUGCACCAACAAGGAAGCUGUUCGCCACCUGCCCGUGAGCCAGUCCAUAGUUCGCCGGAUACGUCGCUGCCAACAGAUUUAACACCAAGAAAACGAAAGCUGACACAAAGAAUUAAUGAGCAAAAGUUAAAAUUGCCAAAGCAGAGGAAAAAACUGUGGAGAAUGCGACAUCUUGCCACGAAGAAGCCUGAUGUAAAAGCUGUGGCAACAGAGGCUGUUAAGCAUAUGUCUCCAAAAUGUGGAACAUUAUUUGGUAUGCAGCUUCUACACAAGCCUUUCACUCCUUGGACAGAAGCGGAGAGACGGCUGUCGUUGAGUUUAUUUUAUAAAAGUCCUGCUGCAUAUGACCACUUAAGAAGAAAAGUUGGAAUGAAACUACCUUCGAAAAAAGUUAUUCAGAAGUGGGUCAGUGAAAUGGAUAUUAUAGCGGGCACAGAAACUAAACUAUUUGAACAUCUUGUAGAAAAAGUGAAGACAAUGGAUGAUAGUUGCCGAGAUUGUGUAUUGGUGUUCGACGAAAUGAGUGUGAGGAAGUGUCUCAGCUACUGCGCUAAGUAUGAUGUCGUUGAAGGCUAUGAAGAUUUUGGUAGCCUCGGACAAGUUAUGACGUACAAUGAGUCUCGCAGUAUGUUGUCCUGCCGGCAGAGGCGACCGUACCUGCUACUAAGAAGUGCCAGCAACGACGAGUGGGAUACAAUCCCGAUGGUCCAUGAAUUUGAGCGUGCCGUGGUUGUAUAA